CCUCUCCCAGACCCGCAGAGUGAGUUGAGGAGCUGCAAUGGACUCUGCUGUCUGCCUGAUCCUUCUCUACCUCUCCGUUGUGAUGAUAAAUGGAGAUGGUUUCACUGUGUCCCAGCCUGAGCGCCUCGAGGGGCUGAUAGGGAAAUCGAUCGAUAUCCCCUGUUCAUUCACUUACCCAGAAACACACAAACCCAGAAAGAUAAACAUUUGCUGGAGAAGAAAUAAUUAUCACGGAGAAUUUAUAUUCAACCUCUCACGGAGAUACACUCACCCUCAUUACUUCGGCCGGAUUGAUUUCCUGGGAAGUCCAUAUCAGGAAAACACUGGAACCAUCCGGAUAAACCACCUGAAACAGCGUGACCAGAACAGGUAUUUCUGUCGUGUGGAGAUAACAGGAAAUUAUAACGAGCAGUGGCAAAGCAUCACUGGAACAUUCCUCACUGUACGAGGACAGGGACCCACACCCUCACCAGCCCAAUUAACCCCCUCAGUGACUGCAGCAACAUCAGUGCGCACUGUGGAAGAUGAAGACAAACUGGGCCAGAAUGUAAUCCUGAUCAUCCGGUCCGUUCUCGCUCUGGGAAUGCUGGCAAUUAUCUGGCUGAUCGGAAUUUAUCUGAUGAAGAGCAGAGAAGUUACGAUUCUCCCGAUCGAAGGUUCUGGGAACAGACCAAACGAGAGACGAGUGGAUCAAACUGAAGUCACCAGUCGGAAUCUGUGACUGAGGGCCAUAUAUCCUGAUGUGCUGUGCCCUGCAAUUCUACCGGAUCACACUUGAUCACACAAUGGAGCCACAUCCUCAACAAACCACACUUUUCUGAACUAAUUAUAACCUCCUUUUGAAGCAGACGCUGUUGAAGGCUUGCUUUAGUGCAGAAUUGAAACAAACUGGGUCAAAUUCCUGGAGCUCCCUCCCUAACAGCAGUGUGGGUGUACCUACACCCUACCGGCUUCAGCGGCACAAGAAAGCAUCUCACCACCAUCUUCUCAAGGGGCAAUUAGGGAUGGGCAAUAAAUGCUGGCCUAGUCAGCGAUGCCCACAUACUGUAAAAGAAUAGAAAUAACAGACCCUGUUCGCUGAGUAAAUAAAC
Messenger RNA from Carcharodon carcharias (great white shark), 1091 nucleotides. Its product is annotated as paired immunoglobulin-like type 2 receptor alpha. Bases 38 to 721 code for a protein of 227 amino acids. Gene Ontology annotation, biological process: regulation of osteoclast development; regulation of bone resorption; regulation of actin cytoskeleton organization. The record is from RefSeq and is a predicted model, not a curated record. Gene Ontology annotation, cellular component: plasma membrane. The transcript is spliced from 4 exons. NCBI's taxonomy places the organism in Eukaryota, Metazoa, Chordata, Chondrichthyes, Lamniformes, Lamnidae.